Ostertagia ostertagi is the source of this 237-nucleotide messenger RNA. The record is from the annotation of a GenBank genome assembly. Lineage: Eukaryota; Metazoa; Nematoda; Chromadorea; Rhabditida; Trichostrongylidae.
AUGGUUCUUAUCCAGUACAUCCUGGAAUCCAUCUCUUUGGGAGGACCCUUUGAAGAAACUGAUAAAGUGCUUCUAAAAAUAAGAGCUCAACGAGCCAACACAAUUCAGACUGAUCAGCAGUACUUGUUCGUCCACAUGGUCCUACUCAACUACUUUGUUGAAAAUCAACUGCUAGACCCCAGAUGGAAGCCAUUCCUCGACCGGUUCACGAGAGAGUACAACAAGAAUGUCUUCUGA